Messenger RNA from Coniosporium apollinis CBS 100218, 756 nucleotides. RefSeq lists its product as uncharacterized. NCBI's taxonomy places the organism in Eukaryota, Fungi, Ascomycota, Dothideomycetes. The transcript has 3 exons. The coding region runs from base 1 to 756 and encodes 251 amino acids. The record is from RefSeq and is a predicted model, not a curated record.
AUGGAAAAGCGGUACCGCCUGCUCACCGAAGGCCAAGGCGGCACCUUCGACUUCCCCCAUCCCAUCUGGACCACAGCGCCCACGCCCCUAGGCACGAAAUUCUGCCUCACCUGCGUAGGCGUCUACUUCCAGAUCGACGCCAAACGCGCGUUCCUCGCGCACAUGCUCCCCCCCAGCCCGCGCAGCCAUAGCACUCCACCCCCCUCUCACGCCACGACCGCGCUGCUCGCGCACGAAGCCGCCGCCCACGCCUGGGGCCCGCCCUCCGACCUCAUGCGGACGACGCUCGUGCUCGUGUGUCCCUUCCCGACGCUCUGGGCCUACGUGCGCGCGAGGCAGCGGGCUGGCUGUGCCGAGCAGGGCAUGAGCGACGCGGUGUUGGCGGCGGUGUUGGCGAGGUGUGCGGAGGAGGGGGAGGGGGAAGGGAGGGAGGUCAUGGAGGGGGUUGUUGGGUGGAUGUUCGGCGACGGCGAGGUUGAUGGGGAGGGAGGGGGGCAGGGGGAGAGAGAUGGGGAUGAGGCGGGGGAAGGGAAAGAGGAAGGGGGGGCCCGAGGCGGAGAGAGGUGGAGGAGGUUUUGGAUCGAGGGGGCGCAUGGGUUCGUGGUAAGGGAUGUUGGCGCGCUGCCGGAGUUUUGGCAUGUUAAGGAGGAGAGUCUGAAGAGGGGGCUUAGCGCGGAGAAUACGGCGGAGGAGGAUGGGUGGGUUGGUGAGGAGGUUGCGGCGUGCGACGGAGGUGAUUGGAGAGUGUUUGCUUGA